GGCAGGCCGUCGCUGUUUGCCCAUCUGGCAGCACUGAUACACACAGCCAGCAUUCGCCGCUCUUUUUUUUUGAAGUUUGGUCUCUCUCUGCAAGGCAUACGUAUUUGCGGGGUUUUAAAUUGUGUUUACUAGCCGGAAAAUAGUUGCAAAACAUGUCCAAAGAGGAGGAAAAUGCCGUAGAGGCGACCGAUACAAACGAAAACUCGAAUGAAUCCAACUCCGACACCACUUCGUCAAACACAAAGGAACCGGACUACGAUGCGACACUGGAAACGGACCGCGGUAAGCGGUUCGAGUUCCUGCUCAAGCAGACGGAAAUUUUUGCCCAUUUCAUGAACUCGGCCCCGAGCAAGAGUAGCCCACCGAAGGCACCGCGGGGCCGUAAGCCGAAGGUGGACAAGAAUGCCGAUUCCAGCGACCAUCGGCACCGCAAGACGGAGCAGGAGGAGGACGAGGAGCUGCUAGCGGAAACGAACCAGAAGGCGAAGACGCAGUUCCGCUUCGAGGAGUCUCCGCCAUACAUCAAGGCGGGCGAGAUGCGCGACUAUCAAAUCCGUGGCCUGAACUGGAUGAUAUCGCUGUACGAGAACGGCAUCAACGGCAUCCUGGCGGACGAGAUGGGCCUGGGCAAGACGCUGCAGACCAUCUCGCUGCUCGGGUAUCUCAAGAACAUCCGCAACAAUCCGGGCCCGCACAUUGUGAUCGUGCCGAAGUCGACGCUUCAGAACUGGGUGAACGAGUUCGGACGCUGGUGUCCUUCGAUUCGGGCCGUUUGCUUGAUCGGAGACCAGGAGACGCGUACCGCGUUCAUUCGCGACGUGUUGAUGCCAGGUGAGUGGGACGUUUGCAUCACGUCGUACGAGAUGUGCAUCCGCGAGAAGGCCGUGUUCAAGAAGUUCAACUGGCGCUACAUGGUAAUCGAUGAGGCGCAUCGUAUCAAGAACGAAAAAUCGAAGCUGUCCGAGAUUUUGCGCGAGUUCAAAACGGCCAACCGGCUGCUGUUGACCGGUACGCCGCUGCAGAACAAUCUGCACGAGCUUUGGGCGCUACUCAACUUUCUGCUGCCGGACAUUUUCAACAGCGCGGACGACUUCGACAGCUGGUUCGAUGCGAACCAGUGUAUGGGCGAUAACUCGCUGAUCGAGCGGCUGCACGCCGUGCUGAAACCGUUCCUGCUUCGCCGCCUCAAGUCGGAGGUGGAGAAGCGGCUGCUGCCCAAGAAGGAGGUAAAAAUCUUCGUGGGGCUGUCGAAGAUGCAGCGCGAGUGGUACACCAAGAUCCUGAUGAAGGACAUCGACGUGGUGAACGGGGCAGGCAAGGUGGAGAAGAUGCGUCUGCAGAACAUUCUGAUGCAGCUGCGCAAGUGUACCAACCAUCCGUACCUGUUCGACGGUGCGGAACCGGGCCCACCGUACACGACCGACUACCAUCUGCUGGAGAACGCCGGCAAGAUGGUGGUGCUGGACAAACUGCUGCGCAAGCUGCAGGAGCAGGAUUCGCGCGUGCUCAUCUUCAGCCAGAUGACGCGCAUGUUGGACAUUUUAGAAGAUUUUUGCCACUGGCGCGGCUACCAGUACUGUCGGCUCGAUGGGCAAACGCCCCACGAGGACCGGUCGAACAUGAUUGCCGACUACAAUGCGGAAAACAGCACCAAGUUUAUCUUCAUGCUGUCGACGCGUGCCGGUGGGCUGGGUAUUAAUUUGGCCACCGCCGACGUGGUCAUCAUCUACGAUUCGGACUGGAACCCGCAGAUGGAUUUGCAGGCGAUGGACCGUGCGCAUCGUAUCGGGCAGAAGAAGCAGGUGCGCGUGUUCCGUCUCAUCACGGAGAACACGGUGGAGGAGAAGAUUGUGGAGCGGGCGGAGGUGAAGCUAAAGCUCGACAAGCUCGUCAUUCAGCAGGGUCGGCUGGUGGACAACAAGACGACCCAGCUGAACAAGGACGAAAUGUUGAACAUCAUUCGGUUCGGUGCGAAUCACGUGUUCCAGUCGCGCGAUUCGGAGAUUACGGACGAGGACAUUGACGCGAUCCUGCAGAAGGGCGAAGAGAAGACGCAGGAGCAGAACGAGAAGCUGGACAAGCUGGGGGAGAGCUCGCUGCGCAGCUUCACACUCGACACGGACAACCUGGAGAAUCGGUCGGUGUACCAGUUCGAGGGGGAGGAUUACCGCGAGAAGCAGAAGCUGCAAACGCUCGGCUCGUGGAUCGAGCCGCCGAAGCGCGAGCGCAAGGCGAACUAUGCGGUCGAUGCCUACUUCAAGGAGGCGUUGCGCGUGGCCGAACCGAAAGCACCGAAAGCGCCCCGCCCACCGAAGCAACCGAUCGUGCAGGACUUUCAGUUCUUCCCGCCGAGGCUGUUCGAGCUGCUCGAUCAGGAGAUUUACCACUAUCGCAAGACGGUGAACUACAAGGUGCCGAAAAACUCGGACCUCGGCGCGGAGGCGAACAAGGUGCAGCGGGAGGAGCAGCGCAAAAUUGACGAAGCCGAACCGCUGACGGAAGAGGAGCUGGUGGAGAAGGAAUCGCUGCUGACGCAGGGCUUCACCAACUGGACGAAGCGAGACUUUAAUCAAUUCAUCAAGGCAAACGAAAAGUAUGGCCGCGAUGAUAUCGAGAACAUUGCGCGUGAGGUGGAAGGCAAAUCGCCGGACGAGGUGAUGGAGUACAGUACGGUGUUCUGGGAGCGUUGCCACGAGCUGCAGGACAUCGAUCGUAUAAUGGGCCAGAUAGAGCGUGGCGAGGCGAAAAUCCAACGGCGUGCCUCGAUCAAACGUGCGCUGGACAGUAAGAUGGCAAGAUACCGUGCACCAUUCCACCAGCUGCGCAUUGCGUACGCCAACAACAAGGGCAAAAAUUACACCGAGGAGGAGGACCGCUUCCUGGUGUGCAUGCUGCACAAGCUGGGCUUCGACAAGGAGAACGUGUACGAGGAGCUACGGGCGGCGGUCCGGACCGCACCCCAGUUCCGGUUCGAUUGGUUCCUGAAGUCGCGUACCGCGCUGGAGCUGCAACGUCGCUGCAACACGCUGAUCACGCUGAUCGAGCGCGAAAACCAGGAGCUCGAGGAGAAGGAACGGCUGGAGAAGAAGAAGAAAACGGGUGGCGGCAAUGCGGCGGCCGGUGGUGGCACCGUCGGAGCCGGCGGUGGCGGUGCGCAAAAGUCGAACCAAAAGCGUAAAGCCGAAACGACGCCCGCGGCCAAUGACAAGAACAAAAAGAAAAAGAAAACAUAAGUGUAAGCACUAGACAACCACCCGUGGCGCGGCGCUAUUCGUGCGGAAGGACGAUAGGUUUGUUUUUAAAUUAGUAUGUGUGCAUCAGGUAAAAGUGUGCGAAUGAGGAUGAGAGAACAGCGAGGGAGAGAGCGCGAAAGUCUGAGCGGAAAAACAGGACGAAAGACCGAAGGAAGUGACACAUUCCGCAUUCAGGAUUAGAGUUUUUUUUGAUAAUUUGAGCAACAGCGUUUGGAAAGAGAGCGCUGAUAGCCGCCACACCACUUGCUGGCUCCGAUAUCCGUGGGUGACAGCUACCAACGUUCGUCAUGCUUUCUCCUUAGCCUCAGCGCCACAAACGUCCCCCCCAUGUCCCGUCCCCGUGACACGUACCGAUCCUCGGUUCCCUGCGCGAGAGAAUAAUUCUCCUUAGAUCUUAAGUACUGCAGAAUUGAAUCAGCAUGUCAGCGCAUCCUCGCUUCUUGGUGUUGUGUGUGAGGUGCGCGCAAUGUUUUAUCUGAUUGACCGGCGUAUGGUUUGCGAACGGGAAGUGCAGCACAUAUUAUCUAUCUCUCCGUGUGCGGUUUAGUCUUAAUCGUGAUGAGUUUUCGUACAUCUCUAUCCCUAGCUCGUAAGUUUUACACUCACACACCCAUUAGCUUUACUUUCCACAAUGAGCCCCUAGCUAAAGGGGUAGCUUGUGCGCGUUUGUAUGACAGAAAAACGGUCGUGGAGGGUGCAUACUGGUGUGCGAUGUAGUGACAAACAAAGCAAGAAAAAAGAAAAACCCGCGUAGUGAAGGGAAAGACAAACCUACAAUCCAGUAUUGAUCCAGUUUGCAACUACUACUACUGCAUACAAGGCAAGGCAUACACCAGAGCACCCCACACCGGAGCUAUAAAGUAGAUCAAAACCCGCCCCGUGCCCCAUCAGCGACUUAUGAGGACAGUCAGUUAUAUCGCUAUCGCCAAUACUACUUACUCCAAUUGCAUGUAUUUAUUGUAAGCUUUCAGUAGAGAUUAUAACGCACGUAAAGUGUCGACGAUUGACUGCAGCUUGAGAGGUUGAUCGAUCGGGAUGGCAAAUAAACGUAAAGCAAUCAA
Anopheles gambiae (African malaria mosquito) is the source of this 4315-nucleotide messenger RNA. RefSeq names its product chromatin-remodeling complex ATPase chain Iswi (gene Iswi). Bases 153 to 3233 code for a protein of 1026 amino acids. Gene Ontology annotation, molecular function: ATP-dependent chromatin remodeler activity; histone binding; ATP hydrolysis activity. Gene Ontology annotation, biological process: nucleosome organization; regulation of transcription by RNA polymerase II. Lineage: Eukaryota; Metazoa; Arthropoda; Insecta; Diptera; Culicidae. Gene Ontology annotation, cellular component: chromatin; nucleus. The transcript is spliced from 3 exons. The record is from RefSeq and is a predicted model, not a curated record.